Molecule: messenger RNA, 6088 nt
Organism: Larimichthys crocea (large yellow croaker)
Lineage: Eukaryota; Metazoa; Chordata; Actinopteri; Sciaenidae
Product: serine/threonine-protein kinase N2
Exons: 21
Coding region: 931-3291 (786 amino acids)
Biological process (GO): signal transduction; protein phosphorylation
Molecular function (GO): ATP binding; protein serine/threonine kinase activity
Source: RefSeq, a predicted model, not a curated record
GGAAAAACAAACAAACACAAAGUGGUGUUAGAGAAUACGCAGAUUUGAUUAAAAAAAUAAGUUUAUACAUUAAGUCAGGACAGAGACCAAGAAAAACCCAAAGAUAUCAGUGUUCUGAAUAAAAAGGCGUCAAUUUACUCGUGCGCACAUUCAAAAAUCAGGCAUGUGCAAGUUUGCCAUCACUGAGAGUUACUUUUUUUUUUUUUUUUAAACUGUUGUUAAUACAAUUAAGUUUACUGCAAUUCCGAAAACGACUUAAGUGUAAGCGAGGCAGUUGUCAGGUCAUCCGGCAGAAAGAAACCCGGGUUCCCCCGGAGGUUAAGGGCACGUGAGACAAAUCUUCUAAAUACUGUAGGCUGGUUUCUGCCUUGUCCCAAAGAGAGCAGCAGCAGCAGCAGCAGCUCUGUGUUUGUCUUUUGGUUGGUGACAGCACAGGAGCAUGUGGUCAUGCAGCGGCCAAUACCGAGCCCAGAGCAAGCAAUCAGCACUGUCAGACUAGCAGCAGCAGCAGCAGCAGCAGCAGCAGCAGCAGCUCUGGUACGGGAGAGGAACUCUGCCAUACCCCUGCAGAGAGAAACCCCUCUAAAAGAGACAGAGAAAGAAAAAAAAGAGAGAGAGAGAGAGAGAGAGAUUUAGUUACAGAGCGGAGGAUGAGGAUGCAGUGGGACAGGGAUGUUGCAGAGGAGUCUGCAAGGAGGCAAAAACAAACAGGACAGGCUGUGUGAUCCUGGUUUCAAGAUGUAGGAGCCGCAUCAGGAGAACAGCCCUCAGUCAAGAGUGUGUGUGAACGCACCAUAACAUCAGGGGACUUGUGUUUCAAGGAUAGUGAAGGUGGAGAGGCGCAACCCGAGAAGUCCCACUCCACCUCCACAAAGGAUGACAAAUUAGUCCUUAUUCAGCAAGGAGCAAAAGCAUCACACCGAGGAUCAGAUGUUGUCCACAGCUCAGCAGAUGCUGCAAGAUAGCCGCUCCAAGAUUGAGCUGAUCCGACUGCAGAUUAUCAAAGUCACCCAGGCUGGCAGCAGCGGUGGCGGUAUUGGCAGUGAUGGUGGCGGCAACCAUGACAGCAACACACAUGGAGGCAUCUCUCCGCCCGCUGUCAGUCCUGUGGAUGCUCGUUUGGCAGAGCUGCAGCACUACAUGCAGAGAGAGACAGAUGUGCUGGUGCUGGCCAAAGAUGUGGUGAAGCAGCUGGAGGGAAUUUCAGCGCUGGACCAAAAGGCACUGGCUGAGGCUCAGUCCCGGGUACAGGAGUCCUCCCAGAAGCUGGAUCUUCUGCGGCUGUCUCUGGAGAAAUGCCUGAAGGAAAACAACCAGGAGCUUAUACAGCAGCCUGUAGGGGAGGUCGACCCUUCAGAGGGACCGAAGUCUCUCCAUAGCUCCAGACCUGGAUGCCCCCUGUCCACCUCUCCAUCCAUAUUCUCAAUCAGACCUGCCUCCUUGACUGGCAAACUUGAAGUCAGGCUUCUUGGAUGUGAGGAUUUACUAAAACCUCUGACAAACACAGAGCAGGAAAACCAUCUGAGUCACACAGAAAACAGUUCACCCGCUGCUCACCAGAUGGACGGACCCUCUGUGGAGAUCAGCGCGGUGCUCAGGCUGGACACCAGAGUGGUCGGUCGGACACGCUGGGCGGCCGUCAGCAGCCUGUGCUGGGAUCAGACGUUCUGCAUCCAACUGGAGCGGUCUCGAGAGCUGGAGGUUGGAGUCUUCUGGCGGGACCAGAGGGCGAUCUGUGCAGUCAAGUUCCUGCGACUAGAGGAAAUGAUGGACAAUCCAAACCACAACCAGGAGUUCAGUCUGGAGCCACAGGGCCUCCUCCAUGCCAAGCUUCAAUUCAUCGACACUGUUAUUGAGCGGCAGCCAAAACUGAGACGUCAGCGAUGUAUCUUCACAAAAGAGAGAGGGAAGAACUUUCUCAGAGCGGCACAGAUGAACAUGAAUUUUUCCACAUGGGGUCAUCUGAUGAUGAGCAUCCUGCCUCGCUACAGCUCCUUCAGCACGUUCAGCUCAUCCCUCUCUACGAGCCCCGACCUCGUGGCCAACAACACCCCACGUCCAACUGAGAAGGAGCCUCAAACCACCACUCCACUGCCAAACGAAGCUCCAGUAAUCAGACUCAGCAUCACUGAGGAUCAGCCCUCUCCCACAAGCCUCAACCAGGGAGACAACAGCUCCACCAUCAUCACUACAGCACACAGAACCUCAUCUGUGCCUGCGCUGCAAGAAAACGUGUCAUCCAUAAACAACACAGAAGGAAGUGAAGAUCAGCCUGUAUCUGCUCUUAAGAUGCAGAUGGAAGAUUACAAAUGUAUAUCAGUUCUGGGCAGAGGACACUUCGGGAAGGUCCUGCUGGCAGAGUUUAAGGAGACAGGGAAUUUGUACGCCAUCAAAGCCUUGAAGAAAAAAGACAUUGUGACUCGUGAUGAAGUGGACAGCCUUAUGAGUGAGAAGAGGAUCUUUGAGAUGAUCAACGCAUCUAGACAUCCAUUCCUGGUAAACCUCCACGGUUGCUUCCAGACCAACGACCAUGUCUGCUUUGUCAUGGAGUAUUUACCAGGCGGCGACCUCAUGAUCCACAUCCACAACAACGUCUUCACCGAGGCCCAGACCAGGUUUUAUUCAGCGUGUGUCGUGCUGGGUUUAGAGUUCCUGCAUCUGAAUAAAAUCAUCUAUCGAGAUCUGAAGCUGGACAACCUGUUAAUGGAUGCAGAUGGAUUUGUGAAAAUCACAGACUUUGGACUUUGUAAAGAAGGGAUGGGUCAUGGAGAUCGGACCUCGACGUUCUGUGGGACUCCUGAGUUUCUGGCUCCUGAGGUCCUGACAGAUGACAACUACACCAGAGCAGUGGAUUGGUGGGGGAUGGGUGUCCUCAUCUUCGAGAUGCUUGUGGGAGAGUCUCCGUUCCCUGGUGAGGAUGAGGAGGAAGUGUUUGACAGCAUUGUCAACGAUGAUGUGCAGUAUCCAGGGUCUCUUCCUCCUGGUGCUGUCUCCAUCAUCCAGAAGCUGUUGAAGAAGAACCCACUGAAAAGGCUUGGAGCUGGAGAGAGAGACGCAAACGAGGUCAAAGGAGAGAAAUUCUUUGAGACUAUUGACUGGGAAGCCCUGCUGGCCAAGAAAGUAAAGCCGCCGUUCCUGCCGUCAAUCAAAGAGUCCAUGGAUGUCAGCAACUUUGACAGCGAGUUCACUCGACUCCAGCCAAUCCUGUCGCCUCCCUCCAAGCCCUUCAGCCUCUCUGCUGAGCAGCAGGAAGCCUUCGCAGACUUCGACUUCUGCGCCUUGCAUGGAUGAAAGACGAGCUGAAAAGACCAGGGUGGUAAAGUACCACAAGAUAAAUACAUUUGCUUUGUUACUGGGAAGUUUGUUCACUAACUUCUGCUACUGUUCACUAACAGGUAAUCAACCAUCAUCGUUUACCUGCAAUAAAGCCCCCAACUGGCAAGUAAAAUAAUUCAAGUGAUGAGCUACUUUAUUCAUAAUCUAAUGAGUCCUGGUUAGCUGUGAGUGAACAGUAGGACUAGCAAGAACACUGACAGGCCUUUUUAAAAUAAAAAACUUUAGUCUUUAGUCUAGUGCUGUAUUAGUUGAUUAAUUAAUCAGUCAAUAGGCAUAAAAUGAAUCAGUGAUGAUUUUCAGACAUCUUUAUUAGGCAGGAAGUACAGAUGUGAGAAUUCGCUUCCUUUUACAUUUUUACAGCUGUUGGUCAGACACUUUUCUACAACCUCACUUUGGAAAUUUAUGAUGGCCAUUGGUCGUCAUCACUGCUGAUGAAAAACUGAAUGGACAGAUGUCUUAUUUUUAAAGUUCGAUGAAACGGUUGAUUACCAGAACUGUACGGAAGACUUAAGCUUAGCUUAGCUUAGUUUAGCUUCUUAUAACACAAAGACUGGAAAGAGGGGCAAAAGGUAAUAAAGUGUACCAAAACAUUUAGCCACACUAGCUGUUUCCCCUUGUUUCCAGUCUUUGGGCUAAGCUAAGCUAAUCAAUUGCUGAGGGUAGCUUUAAAUUUUCAACUGCUGGCAGUAACUUCAUAUUUACUGUACAGACAAGAAUUCAGGUGUAUUUCACAAAUGUCAUUAAUUACCUAAAUGUUAGUUUGUUCGAAAAACAGAUUACAGGCUAAGUGAGUUUUGAAAGCAAGAAAUCUAAUCUGACCUCCUGGUCCAAUAAUCAUUUAGCUACUUGUAUUAAUCAGCAGCCCUUCAAGUCCCCAUGUGGUCAUGUCUUUCUCUCCACAUUAAAAAUCUUAGAGAAAGUUUCCCACCCUGGUCUUGAUGGUACACCUUCAAUAUGUUCUGCAGCUCAGUCAAUAGGCACUACAUACGAUCCCAUGGCUGAUUUUGCUGACUGUUCUCGCCAUCAUCCAAUCGACAGCCAAAUCCAUCAAAUAAGCAGACAGCAUCUUUUUUUUCUUCUUUAUAACAGAGCAAAGAAAGCGAUUGUAGCCCUUUAUAUCCUCUGUGGAAAGUCAAGCUUUGUUCUGACUCUUACCUGCAGUAAUACAACUCUACCCUCACCUGCUCCUGCUAUUAGAGUUUAUUUAUGAGAUUUGGGAUGGACAAAAAGAUACAUAUACAACAUAUUUGAGAGAGGAUGCUUGAAGAGUUUAUUAUUAUCACCUCAUUCUUCCACAUCUUUAAUCCUACUUAAAGUUUAAUUUCCAUACUCCAAUAUAUUCUGUUUUGCACCGGUCAAAUGAAGGGGAUUUACAAAAUCUUAAACUACAGUUACCACACAGUACAUUUAAGAAAGCCCAGAUAAUGUUUGAUUUGAUUUGAGGUUGAAGUUAAUUAAGAAAAAUCCUGCCUUUCAGUCAGUAUUGGUGAGCCCUUACAUGUAACCACUGUUCAUUGCCAAUCCAUGUUUCUCCUUCUUUCCUCUUGUGGGAUUACAUAACUGAUACACCACAGUUAAGCCUCAUGUUGCCACGAAAAUGUCUCUAAAAGUUAACACAUAAAGCUGACCCUGUUUGUUAAGCAAUGUUGACUGUCUCAGUCGCUGGUGCAUCAGUCACAAACAGCACAUGAUUAUGUCAUGUGAUGAGAGGAAAUGUUUAAAAAAUAAAUCAUGACGACAUAAUAUAACAGGAAAACUACACAAGGCACAAAGAGGAACAUAGAACUGCCACAGGAAACAGCGCUGACUGAAAGACACGCGAUGGAAACUUUUCUUAAUGACACAAGAAAAAGGUAUAUCCCAAAACCUCUGACGGUCUCAACAAAAACCAAAUAAUUAUUUACAUUAUUAUUACAGUAGUAUCUUGACCAGAUCUGCAUUUACUGUCUUGAACUCUAAUAGAGCUGAGCAGAUAUCAAUAUCAGUAUCUGCACAUACGUCGGUCAUCAAGUAAAAUGUGUUGUUGUACCGAUCAUGGUCACAAUUUCUUAAACAACAAAUUAAUUAGAGGUUAAAAACUACAGUUUUUACAAUUUCAGCUUAGUUAACAGCUACUAGUUUCAUGCUAAUCAAGUUUAUUAUUCCAAAAAUGACAAAUGUAGCUGUAGCUCAAGAUCGGUUUGCUCAUUUAGCAUUAGCUAUGUAUAAACAGUGGCAUGACUGGUCAUAAACAGCACACAAAUUAACUAUAAAUUGACUGAAUUCUGUUUAAAUUAUUGCCUUUUUAAUACAUUUUUGACAUUUCUUCCAAAUUGAUGAGGUGCCAUUAAUAACCAGUCAUAGCCUCUUCAAGCAUCCUGUGUGUUGGAGACAGAUUCAGCUUGCUUUGUGGCCUUUGCUUAUUAUAUUUAUUUAAACAUUUAUCCCUCAGAGGUACAGUAUUUGCUGCCGUUUCUAUGCAUCACUGUGACAGGCUUUGCCCACUGCCUUGACCAAACAAACAAAACAAGCUAACCCAAUUUCUGGUGACGAGCCUUUUUUUUAAAAGAUGUUAAAUCCAACAUGGAAAUGUUUCAUGUAUUUGUCAAGUCAUUCCUUUGUAGCAAAGAUGUGCGCAUCCACAUAUCAGUCUCCUCCUGACCAGCUGUUUUCUGUUAACAAAGGUAGAAGUGCAUGGCACUGUGGUGAACUUGUGCACUAGAAAUCCUGUAAUUGCUAGCGGUACUAAAAAAAAAAAAUAAAAAAAAAGCCA